AUGGUUAUCAAAGCCAUUCAGUUUGAAUGUUAAGAUGCUAUAGAGUGAACGUGUGGAUCAGGUGUGCGUUAUAUCUUUGUCUCUCAUUCAUAUGAGCGUUGGUGAGGUGGAAGCGAGAUAGCAAAGGUUAAUCCAUUUAAAAUCAUGCUUCGCUUGAUACUCUUCAGUGCGUUGGCGGGUGUCGCUGCACCAUUUAUAUAUUUCUACUUCCAAAGCCCCCCUCCGUUACCAGAAAUCGACCUGGAAGAGUGGUGGGGGCCCAAGCAAGCCAAAUCUAAGUACAAUGACAGUAUCGUACCUUUCCGAGUGGAGUUUAGUAAUUCGAUCGUGAAAAACAUCAAGGAUCGUCUACGAGACCGCCAUCCGCUGACUCCGCCACUAGAAGGGAUAGCUUUCGAAUAUGGCUUCAAUAGCAAGCAGCUGGAGUCGUGGCUGAAGUACUGGGCGGAGGAAUAUCCAUUCAGCGCUCGUGAAAAAUACAUUAACCAAUACAAACAUUACAAGACAAAUAUUCAGGGCUUGGAUAUACACUUCGUGAGAGUAACGCCGGAGGUUCCUCCAGGUAAAGAGGUAGUACCACUGCUGCUACUGCAUGGAUGGCCAGGGUCCUUCCUGGAGUUCUAUGAUUCUAUACCGCUCCUCACUGCUGUGAAUAAGGACAGAGAUUUCGUUGUCGAGCUGAUUAUACCCAGUCUACCUGGUUAUGGGUUUUCAAGUGGUGCAGUCCGUCCUGGUUUAGGAGCUGAUAAGAUCGCUGUUAUAAUGAGAAACCUGAUGUCUAGACUCGGUUACAAGAAGUACUACAUACAAGGCGGAGAUUGGGGCGCACUGGUUACCAGUAUUAUGAGUACUUUCUUCCCGAAGGAAGUGCUAGGCUACCACACGAAUUUGCCAUUUUUGUUGAGUCCUUGGUCCGGGAUAGUUCGUUUCUUGGGCGCCAUCUAUCCACCCCUUGUGGUUAAGUCGGAUGUGGCCGACAGAAUGUAUCCUUUGGGAGUACACGUCAGCUUUAUGAUGCAGGAGACGGGGUACAUGCAUAUUCAGUCUACUAAGCCAGAUACAGUUGGUGUCGCGCUCAGUGAUUCUCCAGCAGGAUUAGCAGCGUACAUUCUAGAAAAAUUCUCCACCUGGACUAAACCCGAGUACCGUUCGUGGCCCGACGGCGGUCUCACGCAGCGCUUCACGAAGGAGAAGCUCAUUGAUAACGUGAUGGUCUACUGGGUCACCAACAGCAUCACCACAUCUAUGAGAUUGUAUUCUGAAACGUUUAAGAAGCGGUUCUUUGGGUUGGGCCUCGACCAAAUACCAACGCAAGUCCCAACCUUCAUCAUCCAGGCGAAAAAUGAAAUCUCCUACGUACCGGAAAUGGUUUUGAGGGUAAAGUACCCCAACCUUCUGAAAUCUACCGACCUUGAAGACGGCGGCCACUUCUUGGCAAUGGAGUUACCUGAUGUAUUUGCUAAGGACGUUUUGACAGCGAUUACUUCGUUCAGGAAAUGGCAUAAGGAGUAUACUAGAACCGAGUUGUAAAUAAACUUUGUUAUAAAAUGUG
Molecule: messenger RNA, 1552 nt
Organism: Zerene cesonia (dogface butterfly)
Lineage: Eukaryota; Metazoa; Arthropoda; Insecta; Lepidoptera; Pieridae
Product: juvenile hormone epoxide hydrolase-like
Exons: 9
Coding region: 145-1530 (461 amino acids)
Biological process (GO): epoxide metabolic process
Molecular function (GO): epoxide hydrolase activity
Source: RefSeq, a predicted model, not a curated record